This is a messenger RNA of Mangifera indica (mango), 848 nucleotides long. Its product is annotated as glucosamine 6-phosphate N-acetyltransferase-like. NCBI's taxonomy places the organism in Eukaryota, Viridiplantae, Streptophyta, Magnoliopsida, Sapindales, Anacardiaceae. Gene Ontology annotation, molecular function: glucosamine 6-phosphate N-acetyltransferase activity; monosaccharide binding. Bases 291 to 764 code for a protein of 157 amino acids. Gene Ontology annotation, biological process: UDP-N-acetylglucosamine biosynthetic process. Gene Ontology annotation, cellular component: endoplasmic reticulum; Golgi apparatus; endoplasmic reticulum-Golgi intermediate compartment. The transcript is spliced from 3 exons. The record is from RefSeq and is a predicted model, not a curated record.
GUCUAUAAAAUUACGAGCAUGGUGAAAUCAAUGAAACCUGCUAAUUCUUCUGUUUUAGUUUAGGUUUAUCAAGAACCCCUCCCAAUCUAACGCUUCCUCUGCUAGAGAUUUGCUGUCUUCUUUGACCUGGGGCAGAAGAUGUGUUUAGAGGAUAUGGAACUGAAGUUUUUUUUUGGGUAGGGAAAAGCAUGUCCAAAGAGCCUAACCUUUAUGCUGCCAUCAUUCAACAUUGUCACUAAUGUUUGAUUGCAUUUACUAGUUUAUUAGAUAGAGAACUUAGGUUGACCAGAAUGCAGAACACUGACUUACCCAAUGAGGGAAACAAAUUUCAAGUCUGGAAAUUAGAGAUCACUGACAAAAGCAAGGGUUUCAUGGAGUUAUUGCAGCAACUAAGUGUUUGUGACUCUGUGUCUGACAAGCAAUUCGAAGAGCGAUUUCAAGAACUCAGUGCUUAUGGUGAUGACCAUAUUGGUUGUGUGAUUGAAGAUAAUCAUUCUGGGAAAAUUAUUGCAACUGGGAGUAUGUUCAUCGAGAAGAAGUUUCUGAGAAAUUGUGGAAAAGUUGGGCAUAUUGAAGAUGUUGUGGUUGAUGCCGGUUCGCAAGGAAUGCAAUUAGGAAAGAAGACAGUCAAAUUCCUUACAAACCAUGCGCAUGAAAUGGAGUGUUACAAGGUAAUUCUUGAUUGCGGUGUUGGCAAUAAAGCAUUCUAUGAGAAAUGCGGUUUCAAAGAGAAAGAAAUACAGAUGGCUCGGUACUUUGUUUGAGAAAUAAUUUUCUUAAUGCUAUAUUUUUUCAUAUUUGCACUCAUUGAAAUAACGAAACACAUGCUAACUUUUUUUUAUUUGAAA